AUGCCUGCCCUUGGAAGCGAGGAUGCGGCCAUGCGCUACCACGAUCCGUUCCCACGCAGCUCGGACCGUCCAUGCUCGUCGGCAGAACCACAUUCGAUGACCCUGGUCAAGCAACGAGGGCCCAUACCCCAACAAUAUUUUCAAUCCAUACUGUGGCCGAAGGAAUUCGACCCUUUCGAUUCGUUUCUUAGAUCACUGGCUCCAAAUGAGGAUAAGCUGAUCAGGGUUUUCGUUCAGCACCGAGUGCUGAAAGCCAUGUCAUACCUUCCGGAUCCAAAGAUGUCGUAUAUAUCAGAUCUCGAUAGGUUCUGGCAUUGCGUCACUAUGUACUGGGUUCAAACGGCGCUGUGGGACAGCGGCAUGCUCGAUAGCUUGUUUCUCUUGACCUGUCGGUAUAUAGCUGACCGCGCUCCGGGCUGGAAGUCAGGAUUCACACAUCAAGCGCUGCAUUACAAGCGAAGGUGUCUGCGUGAGAUUGAGCACUCGGAGUCAUUUACUGACCACGUCAUAACAACACGAAUGGCUAUGGUAGCCGAUGAGACCAUGUUUGGAACCUCGACUCGGGUGGAGCGACAUCUCCGAGAGACGCUCUGGAAAUGUGUUAAUAAGCUAUACUCAAGGAUGUGGUGGGAGUAG
Molecule: messenger RNA, 636 nt
Organism: Colletotrichum siamense
Lineage: Eukaryota; Fungi; Ascomycota; Sordariomycetes; Glomerellales; Glomerellaceae
Exons: 6
Coding region: 1-636 (211 amino acids)
Source: RefSeq, a predicted model, not a curated record